CGUUACUGCUGCUGAGAUUGCUACUGCCCGUGCUGAUGAUGUUAACAAGACUAAUAAAACUAUAUACAUCAUCCAACCAGCAGCCUCCACUGUACAAGAUUUUCUAGAAACCUACCAAACACCACCAUCAUCAUUAAAAACACCACCAUCACCGCAGCCGCCACACAUCUACGACGAGCGAAGCCUCAACAACCCAGACCCCAGCCCAUCUACGAUGGAGCAACAAACGCCGCAAGAAUUUAUUCUCGAAGCCUUCGCCGAUCCGGCGUCGGUACGCGAUGUGGUGCGAGGUAUCCUGCACACGAUAUUCUUCCACCGCUUCUUCCCCUCCCUUACCCCGCGGUCGCGCGAGGUCCUUGACAUCAUGCUACCGUAUGUAGAGGAUGCAGAACUAGACACCAUGAUCGAGAAGCGCGCCGCCGAACUAGCACGAGAACUCGACGCGACCACGACCCCAACUACCACACAUCUACACGCACACCCGCAUUCGUCGCGGGUGCCUACAGCGACCGGUGGUCGCGGCAACAUAUCCGUGCAGUUCUUCGAGAAGAAGCGACGGAAGGUGUGGUACAUGCGCGGGGGCGGCGACGAGGAAGUGUGCUGGGAGAGCUGGACGGUGAAAGUUACCGUUGCGGAGCCGCGGACGGAGAGUGAACGAGCCAAAGUCCGCCGAGCAAUGGAACAAACCCUCCUAACCGCCGCCAUGAAGAUCGUAACCUGCGUAAACUCGCACAAAGACCACAUCCCGCCCAUCCUAACCAGCGAAGCGAACCCGUUCCCCUACCAGAUCACCGUGAACCAAAAAGACGCCGGCUGGGCCACACGCAUGGGGCUCUAUAAGUAGUAUGAGGCGGCCGUCUCCACCCUUAAAUUCAUUCUAGACAUCGAAGAGGACGAAUGAGGUGUGUUCAUGCAUAGAAUCUGGAUCUGGGAUUUCGGGCGCAUGAGACCCGAGGCAUGGGAAGGGGAAGGGUGUUGUAAUGCAUCAUCGACGAGCAAACAAAAAAGGAGCAUUGAGUGUUGGCCGGUUGGUUGGCUGGUUGGAUUGUUUGGCGGGAAACGGCGUCUAUAUCAUCAUUCACUAAUGGUUGGAUGGAAAUGGCGCUUCUUGGGAUAUCCCCCUCUAUGAUAGACAAGGCUUCUUCACGGAUCAUGGAUUAUCAUCGCAUCGUAUCGUGGGUAUUGUUUUCUCUCAUCCUGGUAGGCUGGUUUUCACUACAUCAGGAUAGCUACAGCGGAUACUGGAGUAAUACGAAUCAUAAGCUUAACAGCGCUAUGUGGGUGGCUUACGGACGCAGAGACUAUUGGUUGGU
This is a messenger RNA of Hypoxylon trugodes, 1313 nucleotides long. RefSeq names its product DUF1649-domain-containing protein. Gene Ontology annotation, cellular component: phagophore assembly site. The transcript has 3 exons. Lineage: Eukaryota; Fungi; Ascomycota; Sordariomycetes; Xylariales; Hypoxylaceae. The record is from RefSeq and is a predicted model, not a curated record. The annotation marks the transcript as partial. Gene Ontology annotation, biological process: autophagy; autophagosome assembly.